Drosophila ananassae is the source of this 1563-nucleotide messenger RNA. It is a transcript of the gene Dgat2, whose product is annotated as diacylglycerol O-acyltransferase 2. Gene Ontology annotation, biological process: triglyceride biosynthetic process. The coding region runs from base 370 to 1428 and encodes 352 amino acids. Lineage: Eukaryota; Metazoa; Arthropoda; Insecta; Diptera; Drosophilidae. The record is from RefSeq and is a predicted model, not a curated record. Gene Ontology annotation, molecular function: diacylglycerol O-acyltransferase activity. The transcript is spliced from 7 exons. Gene Ontology annotation, cellular component: endoplasmic reticulum membrane.
UAAAAUUCGCAUUCAAAUCUUAAACUCUAAUCAUAGUGACUCACCGAAAACACAAAAUAAACUUAAUUGAAUCACUCAACUCUUUAACUCAAAAGGUGCUAUAAUUCAAAAGACGAUAUCUGUUGUUGGGAAUAGCCGCAUACCUUUGCACCAAAUUAAAGAGACCCAGACCCAGUAGCUGGUAUAUGUAUGAUUAGCCUACUAAUGCGGGCGCCCGACAUCAGAACUAAAGCCGAUAAGGAUAAGUAUAAGUUAAAUGCACAGCAAGCUGACCGUCGCUGGCUAGCAUAUCAUUCAGUCGUGGGAGAACCAUCGAUAGAGCAGCUGGUGGAUUAUUGAACAGUAUUGGACUGACAGCGACUUUGUAAAAUGAAAAUCGAAUGGGCACCACUUCGAGUUCCUUUGGAACGUCGUCUUCAGAUUGUGGUGACAGCAUUUUUUACCUCCAUGCUGUUGGUGCUCUUAUCAACAUCAUUUCUAAUAAUUGCUGGUUCUCUGAUCUAUGGAGGUCUUUUGCUGCGCAGCUUGAUGUUACUGUACUUGGGUUAUGUUUAUCUUCACCAUAAGAAAACCCAAUCUGUUGUGGAUGACAAUGGCUGGAUGAUAACUCGGACUAAUCGCUUGCAUCGGUACUAUCGCGAUUAUUUUCCAGUGGAGCUGGUAAAGACCGCCGAUUUGCCUGCCGACCGCAACUACAUCUUGGCCAGCUUUCCUCAUGGCAUUCUUGGUACUGGCAUUGGCAUUAACAUGGGCGUCGAGAUCUCCAAGUGGCUGGAGUUGUUCCCCCAAGUGCGCCCCAAACUGGGAACUUUGGACCAGCAUUUCCACGUGCCUUUCAUGCGAGAGGUCCUGCGCUGCUGGGGCUUGGUAUCGGUGUCCAAGGAGGCUCUACUUCGCAUGCUCAGUAGAUCAAAUGAUCCCAAGCACAAGGACAACAGCGAUGGCUUCACCUCCAAUGCAGUGGCCAUUCUUGUGGGUGGUGCUCAGGAGGCCAUGGACUCGCAUCCUGGUCAGUAUAUUUUGACCUUGAAGAACCGCAAGGGUUUCGUCAAAAUGGCCAUUCGUACAGGCUCAUCUAUUGUUCCCUCAAUUUCCUUUGGCGAAGUGGACAUCUUUGAUCAAGUGGCCAAUCCCCCAGACUCUCUGCUUAGGAAGUUCCAAAACGUUGUUAAGAAAAUCACUGGCGUUUCUCCGCUGAUUCCCGUGGGCCGGGGUUUCUUUAACUAUACCUUUGGAUUCUUGCCAUUCCGACGACGUAUCGUUCAAGUUGUUGGUUCACCAAUUGAUGUGGUGAAAAGCGAUCAACCUGAUUUGGAAUAUGUGGACAAAGUUCAUGGACAGGUCAUUGAGGCCAUUAAAGUAUUAUUUGAAGAGCACAAGGACAAGUACAUUCAAAACUCCAAGAAUGCCAAACUUAUUAUACAGUGAAUGUAUAUAUUUCUUGAAAUUUAAGACUAAUGUGAUCAUUUUAUUUUAGAAAAUGUCCUAUACAUCAACUGCAGAUUUGUUGUAAAAGAUUCAUUAACGGAAAGCAAUAUAUAAUACAUUUUGUAUAAAAUUUUA